AUGAAUCCGCCGCUCUACCGCUGCCACAACAUUACCUCGGUGGAGAAUGGCAACUCAGCGACCAUGGGUGGGGUGCUCUUCAGCGCGGGUCUUGUUGGCAAUCUGCUGGCGCUAGUGCUCCUGGCUCGCUCAGGGCUGGGGUUUCGCCUGCCGCGACCCACACGCUCGGUUUUCUGUGUGCUGGUGUGCGGCCUGACAGUUAUGGACUUGGUAGGCAAGUGCCUCGUGAGCCCGGUGGUGCUGGCCGCCUACGCACAGAACCGCAGUUUGAGAGGGCUAGUGCCCUCAUCGGGCAACUCGCUGUGUCAAGCCUUUGCCUUCUUCAUGUCCUUCUUCGGCCUUGCCUCGAUGUUGCAGCUCCUGGCCAUGGCGCUGGAGUGCUGGCUCUCUCUGGGGCAUCCCUUCUUCUAUCGACGGCACAUCACCCUGCGCCGGGGCGCUCUGGUGGCGCCACUUGUGGGCGUCUUCUGCCUGGCUUUCUGCGCGUUGCCCUUCGCGGGCUUCGGGGAGUUUGUGCAGUACUGCCCGGGCACUUGGUGCUUCAUCCAGAUGGUCCACGAGGAGCGCUCGCUAUCAGUGUUGGGCUACUCAGUGCUCUACAGCAGCCUCAUGGCACUGCUGGUCUUGGUCACCGUGCUCUGCAACCUGAGCGCCAUGCGUAACCUGUACAUCAUGCACCAACGGCUGCGGCUGCAUCGGCUGCAGCGGAGCUCCAGCACCGGGGACCGAACAGAGCUGAGCACCCGCAAGACAAUGGCGUCCCUGCAGCCCCUGGAGGAGUUGGAUCAUCUCCUGCUGCUGGCCCUCACGACCGUGCUCUUCACCAUGUGCUCCCUGCCCUUAAUUGUGAGUAUUCUUCCUGGGGUCACUGGCAGGACACCUGGCAGUGGCUGGGACUUGAGAAAGGUUUUUCAGUAUUGCUCCUCUACAACUCCCCAGCCCCUCCCAGCAAGCACACCAUUUCAAUCUCCGGAGUCGCACGCAGCAGGCGCGCCCUGCCCAGCGCCCCCUCGCUUCCCAUCUCCGCCAGCGCGGCCAAAUGGACUCACAGCGCCCCCAUGGGGUAUGACGCUUCGUGCCUCUGGUAGCGUAUGGGCGCUCCCACUUCGGACAACCAUGACAUCUCAGUUGGGCACGCCCCGGGGCGGUGCAGGGGCGGCGCAGAUAGCCGCUCCUCUGAGCCGGACUCUGGGCUCUGGAGGACGCGGGUCUGCGCAGGAGCCCCGGGCGCCGUCCGGAUGA
Chrysochloris asiatica (Cape golden mole) is the source of this 1242-nucleotide messenger RNA. It is a transcript of the gene PTGDR, whose product is annotated as prostaglandin D2 receptor (DP). Gene Ontology annotation, cellular component: plasma membrane. The coding region runs from base 1 to 1242 and encodes 413 amino acids. The transcript is spliced from 3 exons. Gene Ontology annotation, molecular function: prostaglandin D receptor activity. Lineage: Eukaryota; Metazoa; Chordata; Mammalia; Afrosoricida; Chrysochloridae. The record is from RefSeq and is a predicted model, not a curated record. Gene Ontology annotation, biological process: positive regulation of cytosolic calcium ion concentration; inflammatory response; G protein-coupled receptor signaling pathway.